Messenger RNA from Vicugna pacos (alpaca), 2535 nucleotides. NCBI's taxonomy places the organism in Eukaryota, Metazoa, Chordata, Mammalia, Artiodactyla, Camelidae. The record is from RefSeq and is a predicted model, not a curated record.
GAUGGAAUAGCCUAGAGAAGCUUGCAUUAGUACCUAGAGAAGCUUUCUAGACUUAGUCACCUAGACCUGUGUUCAUUGUUUCAACAGAGUAUAUAAUGUAAUUCAGGUUUAUGAAAGCCAGCAAUUUCUCUUUUCUUCCCUGUAGGUGUAGAGAAUAUCCAGGUGUGGCUACAGUUCCACAUCUGGUCUGGCUGCCAUGUAUCAUGGGCAAACUACUGGCAAAGGGUCCUCUCAUUGCAUGCAGAUUUACCAGCAACCUCCAAGGCUUCUCAUCGUGCACAUCACUCUCCCAUCCUGGGCUGACAUCUGUUCCAACCUCUGUGAGGCUCUGCAGAACUUCUUCUCACUGGCCUGCAGCUUGGUAGGCCCCAGCCGCAUGUCCCUCUUCAGCUUAUACAUGGUACAAAAUCAGCAUGAGUGCAUCCUCCCCUUUGUGCAAGUAAAAGGGAACUUUGCAAGGCUGCAGGCCUGCAUCUCAGAACUCCGCUUAUUGCAAAGAGAAGGUUGUUUCAGACCACAAGGCACUUCUCUGCAGCUGGCAGUAGAGGAUGGGCUCCAGCAGCUCAAACAGUACAGCAGACACGUGACCACGGGUACAGCUCUGACCUACACUUCCCUGGAGAUUACUGUUCUGACUUCACAGCCUGGAAAAGAGGUGGUCAAACAAUUGGAGGAAGGACUGAAAGAUACAGACCUAGUCAGGGUCAGGAGGCUUCAGGUGGUUGAGAUCACAAAGGGAGUCCUUGGCUGUAUAGACUCAGCAUCCCCUGUUGAAGAGCCCAGCAGCGAUGAGAAUUCUGUCUUGGGAACUGACAUUGACCUUCAGACUGUAGACAAUGAUGUUGUCAGCAUGGAGAUGUUCUUCAAAGCCUGGCUACAUAACAGUGGAACAGACCAAGAACACGUCCACCUUCUUCUUCCUUCACGGUGUCUCAGCAACAUUUCCAGAGCCGGAGAUAAUCCAAUGUGCCUGAAAUGUGAUCUCCAAGAGCGACUUCUCAGCCCGUCCCUGCUCCCUGGCACAGCUGGUGGCUCCCUGCGGAUGGAUGACCCAAAAGGAGACUUCAUCACACUCUACCAGAUGGCUUCCCAGUCGUCAGCGUCUCGUUACAAGCUCCGGGUGAUCAAGGCUCUGAAAUCCAGUGGGGUCUGCGAAUCACUGACAUAUGGACUCCCAUUCAUCCUCAGACCCACCAGCUGUUGGCAGCUGGACUGGGAUGAGCUGGAGACAAACCAGCAGCAUUUCCAUGCUCUGUGUCACAGCCUGCUGAAAAGAGAGUGGCUGCUGUUGGCCAAAGGGGAGCCCCCAAGCCGAGGCCACAGCCUGAGGGAGGCCGCCAGCACCUUCUACGUGAUCCUGCCGUCAUGCUCUGCCACUCUGCUGGUGAGGGCGGUGGCCACCCGGGAGCUGCUGCUGCCCAGCUCUUUCCCCUUGCUGCCUGAGGACCUGCCUGCUGACAGCCUCAGGACUGUGGAGAGCAUGCUGGACGACCUGGAGCUAGAACCCACCUACAACCCCUUGCAGGUUUGGAGCCACCUCUACCCACACCUGAGCAGCACAUUUGCCAAGCCUCAGGGCCAGCUCCACCCAAGCUGGGAGAGCCGGGGCCUGAGAAAGCAUCCCUGCAAGGCUGGGCAGUUGCAGAUAAAUCGAGUUCGAGCCAGAGUCACCCCCCUGCCUAUGACUCCAGCCCCUGGCAGAGCCCCCAAGAUGCCAGCAGCCAGCAAAGCUUCCUCAGGAGUCUUCUUCCCGCCUUCCGCGGAGGAGGAGGAGGAAAUGGAGGAGGAGGAAUGUCCCUCAGGGCCCUAAGCCACCAGCACUAGAGCCCAGCUGCUCUGCUCAACCACAUCCAUGCCAAGGCUCACAUAAUGGCUUUCUGUGGCCAAACGUGCUUCUUACCCACCUGGGCCUGUGAGCUCCAGGUGACUGGGAAACAGAGCGUUCCCCUCCUCUGUCCUCAGUGCCGCCACCACCCCGCUCCUCAGACCAGGAAGCUCCCCCACACCAUGAGCUUUUUCUUUCUCCAUGCAAGGAUUCAUUUUCUUUUGGAUCAUUUGAUAUCAUUAACAACAAACGAAGAUUAAAUACCCAGUAAGCCUCCACCAUUGUUAGGAGCGUUCCCGGCCCGAAUUUCUCCUUGUAUUCUGUGUGAGCAGGUGGGUAAAGUCAGGUCACCUUUAGGAAUCUGGAGCUCAGGAGACAAGAAUAACGUUUUCAGAGCUCAUGAAAAAGUAAGAUUGAAAGCAAAGCUUCAUUCCAAAGUCCAUGCCCCUCCCAGUAUACCCACCACGCUGCAGUUCCCUUCAGCCUCCAAACAAAAGGGGCUAGUCUUCAGUCCCUACAGGCCAAGUCUGUGUGUGUGGUCAGGUGCUGAGGGGAGUGGGGGACAUCCUAUAGCUGAGAACAGGGGAGAGGAUGGUGUGAAAAAGACCUCUCCCCUUCCAAGCCCCCUCUGCUCACACCUGCCCAGUAGCGCUUCUCCAUCCACAGAAUAACUAUCACUUAUUUAUAAAAAGCAUACUCUGCACUUCAAA